Messenger RNA from Athene cunicularia (burrowing owl), 900 nucleotides. Its product is annotated as aldose reductase-like. The record is from RefSeq and is a predicted model, not a curated record. Lineage: Eukaryota; Metazoa; Chordata; Aves; Strigiformes; Strigidae. Gene Ontology annotation, molecular function: aldose reductase (NADPH) activity. Gene Ontology annotation, cellular component: cytosol.
AUGACAAAAGACACUAAGAGGCCUAAAUCUCCCCAAGGGACAGUGAAAGAUGCAGUAAUUUUUGCCAUUGAUGCUGGGUACCACCACUUCAAUUGUGCCUACCUGUACAAGAAUGAGAGUGAGAUCAGGGAUGCAUUACAAGAAAAAAAUGAGGAGGAUGUUGUGAGGCAAGAAGACCCCUUUAUUGUCAGUAAGUUGUGGUCCACCUUCUCUGAGAGGCCCCUGGUGCAGGAACCAAGCCAAACACUUGCUGCUCUCCAACUGGAUUAUUUGGAUCUCUACCUGAUACACUGGCCCAUGGGAUUCAAAAGAUCAGAUGAGCUAUUUCCUGCAGAUGGAAGUGGCAUGAUCAUUCCCAGCAAUACAGAUUUUCUGGGUACAUGGGAGGCUAUGGAAGACCUAGUGUAUGUGGGAAUGGUGAAGGCCACUGGAGUCUCCAACUGCAAACAGAUAGAUCAGCUCCUGAGCAAAGCAGGCUCAUGACACAAAUCUGCAGAUAAUCAGAUUGAGAGCCACCCCUCUCUUCCGCAGGAAGAGCUGAUGAAGUUUUGCCAGUGCAAACAGAUCUCUGUCACUGCAUAUUGUCCCCCUGGAGUGCCCAACUGGCCAUGGUCCAAGCCUCAGGAUACUUCCCUUUUUGAUGAUCCCCAAAUUAAGGAAACUGCACUCAAGUACAACAAAAUCCCAGCUCAGCUGCUUAUCUGGCUCCAGAUUCAAAGAAAUGUGUGUGUAAUCACCAAAUUUGUCAGUCCACGUAAUACUGAGGAAAACUUUAAACUAAGGGGUUUUGAAUUGGCUAAAGAAGAGAUGGAAACCUUCCUUGCUUUCAAGGAACAGUAUUGUAUCUGUGCAUUAAGCAAAUGCAAAAAACACAGGAACUAUCCUUUUUUGGAAGACUAA